AUGCUGAAGUAUAUUUUACGGUUUACGAGGUUUUAUCGUUAUCGUGUUUACAAUUUAUUGUAUACUCAAUCCAGUCCUCGAGUUUUACCAACAUUUACCAAAACUUUAUCUUUUACUGUAUCAUUUACUUGGUGGCCAUUAAAAUUAUGGGAAAAGAAAGAUAUACAUGAACAGUGUCAACAACUAUUCAAUGAUUCCUUAUUUCAUAUAUCUAUGGGUGAAUUUAGUGUGGCAAAUGAUAAGUUACAUGAACUAUUGUGGUUUAUCAACCAUUCUUAUCAAAAUAGCGAGUUAACCAAUCGCGAGUACAUCAAUAAACGUGCACGAAUAUGUUCCGAGAUGGCAAAUCUAAAUCUACUUAUGGGAAAUUAUUCAGAAGUAGAAAAAUUAAUUAAACAGACAAUGGAGGAUUGUUUAACAGCCCAAAUAUCACCAAACGAUGCAAUGUUUAUUGAGCUGUCACUUAAAUUGUCCAUGCUUUUCGAAAAGUCUGGUAAAUUAGAUGAUGCUGAGACGGGUUUUCGAUUCUGUAUAGAAAAUCAGGAGAAAAAGAUGACAAGUUUCGAUGAAAAUAUCGACCAUAUAAAUGAAAAAGCUUUACUAGGAAUGUGUUGUAAUUACUUUAGCAAAUUUCUCUUUGCGAAUCAAAGACAAACAGAAGCUUUAGUUUAUGCCCAACGAGCUUAUGAAAUCGCCAGUCAAAUUUAUCCUUUAGACCAUGCAAAUUGUUUAAAUUUAUUAAUUGAUAUUAGCGUUAUCCAUGCUGAUUUAAAUAAAUUUAUUGAGUCUCAACGUAUUCUUAAACAAGUUAUUCAAACAAGUCAAACCAAGUAUCAAUCUUUCGUUGAUAAUUACUCUAAUGAUAAUGAACUACUGAAAUCAAACCUUUCAAAACAACAUGAAAUGCACGAAACUGUGUAUACUCUAAUACAUUCAAUAUUACAAUUAGCCGCUGUUGAUUUAAUGUUGGGAAAACCAGAAUCUGUGAAGCAGUUAUUGUUACAAGCUGAUCACAUCAUAAAUCAAAUUGACCAAUUGGGUUUGAAAGUCUCUAUGUACCGCAAACAUAUUAACGAUUUCAAAAUGGAACAUCAUUUUUAA
This is a messenger RNA of Schistosoma rodhaini, 1101 nucleotides long. Lineage: Eukaryota; Metazoa; Platyhelminthes; Trematoda; Strigeidida; Schistosomatidae. The record is from the annotation of a GenBank genome assembly.